GGGUGCGCGGGGGAGGCGGUGGGGGGGAACGGCUUUCUCUCCCGACGCGUUCGGGCCGGGGGCGGCGAGGGGAAAGAAAUGGCGAGCUUGACCCCCGCGGUCGCCUCUUCUCCCGCCGGCGCCCCAUCCCGUAGCAAGAAGCGCCCAGCCAGCCCGGGCACCGGCGGCCCCGCCAAGAAAAAGAAAGCCACAGCGCCGGGCGGCUCGCAGAGUGCAGGUGGAGAGGCCAUGAAUGAAAACAAAUUUCUGAACACAGACUCCAGCACAGGAUCAGUGGAAACGACCGUCAAGCCGUUACCAUUUAAAGAUCCAAACUUCAUCCACUCCGGCAUUGGUGGAGCAGCAGCUGGCAAGAAGAACAGAACUUGGAAGAACCUAAAACAAAUUCUUGCUUCUGAAAGGGCAUUGCCAUGGCAACUAAACGAUCCUAGCUAUUUUAAUAUUGAUGCUCCUCCUUCCUUUAAGCCUGCCAAGAAAUAUUCUGACAUUUCAGGACUUCCGGCAAAUUACACGGAUCCCCAGAGCAAGUUGAGAUUUAGUACUAUUGAAGAAUUUGCCUAUAUUCGGAUGCUCCCUUCAGAUGUGGUUACAGGAUACCUGGCUCUAAGGAAAGCAACAAGUAUUGUGUCCUGAAGAGACUAAAUAUUGCUGUAUAUCGCCUGUUAACAGUGCUAAUUCUGAGAAUCAUGAAACUGACUGUGGGACUGAGGUUCCUUAAAACUAUCCAUGGAUAUUUACAUCUGGAAGUAGUUGAUAAUACACGGAUUUGAAGAACAUAUGGAUUUAAUUUCGAUAAAUGCUGAUAUUUGUUAGUUUGCCAAUUUGUAAGCAAUUUGGUUUGCUGAACAGAAUAACUUAGACCUUAAGGAUACGUAUCUGCACCAUAAUGUCUAAGUUAGAUUAAUUUCUGUAGAGACAGGAUUUUAUCUCCACCCUGUAUAUUUUAUGUACUGCUCUGGCUCAGAAAAAAGAGUCAUUUGGAUUAAGGAAAAGGUACCAAGAUAUCCCAACUUCUAAACCUGCUUUGCAGAUGCGCUUGCCACUUGGCUAUGAAGAAUUUUGUCUCAUCUAUAAAAUGAAGCUAAAAUACCUAGCAAGUGCUGCUGUUGUGAUGACUGUUUAUGGUACUGAGCGCUGUGGAAAUGAACAGCUUCACACAAAUAUUUGCAUUGAAGAACUGUCAGCAUAAAUAAAGUUGGACUCAAACUUGUUUUUAAAAUAUCCUAAUGAAUAUGUACAGCAGGAUCAAAUUACCAGAUAACUCUUAAUCAUGA
Messenger RNA from Chroicocephalus ridibundus (black-headed gull), 1274 nucleotides. It is a transcript of the gene INO80C, whose product is annotated as INO80 complex subunit C. Lineage: Eukaryota; Metazoa; Chordata; Aves; Charadriiformes; Laridae. The coding region runs from base 79 to 633 and encodes 184 amino acids. Gene Ontology annotation, biological process: chromatin remodeling. The record is from RefSeq and is a predicted model, not a curated record. Gene Ontology annotation, cellular component: Ino80 complex. The transcript has 5 exons.